Molecule: messenger RNA, 2581 nt
Organism: Peromyscus maniculatus bairdii (prairie deer mouse)
Lineage: Eukaryota; Metazoa; Chordata; Mammalia; Rodentia; Cricetidae
Gene: Tagap
Product: T cell activation RhoGTPase activating protein
Biological process (GO): regulation of Rho protein signal transduction; signal transduction
Molecular function (GO): GTPase activator activity
Source: RefSeq, a predicted model, not a curated record
AUGAGGCUGAGGGCUCCAGUGUCUCGUCUGUGGGUGGACUCCUAGGGUCAGGGUAUCAUGCUGGGUCUCCUGUUUUCCACAGUUCAUUGGAGGUAAAAGAACUCUGGCUGAAGACCCUCCCGGGACAGAAUCAAAGCCGCACGCUAGUGAAACGCCCCCUUGGACUGUUAGCCCCAACUCCAAUGAAGUUGACAAGCAGUCUGGAUUCAAAAACACUUAAUGCCAAUAACAUGGAGACGUUGAUUGAAUGUCAGUCAGAGGGUGAUAUCAAGGCCCUUCCGCUGUUGACAUCAUGUGAGAGUGAAGACAGCAUCUGCCAGCUAAUUGAAGUCAAGAAGAGAAAGAAAGUGCUGUCCUGGCCCUCUCUCAUGAGAAAGCUCUCUCCUUCAUCUGACUUCCCUGGUUCGUUGGAACCGGAGCUGAAGGUGCCACUGUUUGAUCAACCCUUGUCAGUCAUCUGUGGGGAAAAUGACACACUCCCUAGACCCAUCCAGGACAUCCUCACCAUCCUCUGCCUUAAAGGCCCUUCGACCGAAGGGAUAUUCAGGAAAGCUGCCAGCGAGAAGGCCCGCAAGGAGCUGAAGGAAGAACUGAACUGUGGGUGCCCGGUGAACCUGAACCAGCUGCCGGUGCACCUGCUGGCCGUGGUCUUCAAGGACUUCCUCCGAGGAAUCCCCCUGAAGCUCCUCUCCUGUGACCUCUUCGAGGAGUGGAUGGGCGCCCUGGAGAAGCCCAGCGAGGAGGACAGAAUCGAGGCCCUAAAGCAGGUUGCGGAUCGCCUCCCCAGGCCCAACCUUCUGCUGCUCAGGCACUUGGUCUCUGUGCUGCACCUGAUCAGCAAGAACGCCGAGGUCAACAAGAUGGACUCCAGCAACCUAGCCAUCUGCAUCGGGCCCAACAUGCUCGCUCUGAAGAAUGACCAGAGCCUGUCCUUCCAGGCCCAGAAGGACCUGAACAACAAGGUUAAGACAUUGGUGGAAUUCCUCAUUGACAACUGCUUUGAAAUAUUUGGGGAGAACAUGCCGACACAUUCCCGCAUCACUUCUGACGACUCCCUGGAACACACUGACAGUUCAGAUGUGUCAACUCUGCAGAAUGACUCAGCUUACGACAGCAAUGACCCAGAUGUGGAGCCCACGAGUGCCGCCACUUCUCCCAGCAGGCAGCUGGAGGGGCACGCUGGCCUGGAUAACCGGGGCCCACAGGACACCUGUGAGUCAAGCUCAGAACCCAUUGUUGGCAUGGCAGCCAGGUUGAAAAGCUCCAUUGGCCAGCAAGACAGGCGGUUCUCUGAACCCAACAUGCCCCCCUCACAAGAGUGCCUCAUGGGCCAAACGAGAAAACAAAAGCUAACCAAGAGUGAGGAUAACUUCACCGUGCCCCAGGAAGCCUCUUGUUUGGAGGGUGAUGAGGCUGAAGAUCCAUUUACAGAGGAGGUCUUCCCAGCAGCUGAAGGCAAGCCCAGGAGACCAGUGGAUUUAAAGAUAAAGAACUUGACCCAAGGUUUAGCAUCAUCACAGGGACUGGUACCCAAAGCAUUUUCCAGAGUCUCCCCAGGUAAAUCUUUGGACAGCUCACCUCUGCCUUCUCCGUCCUGUCCCAAAAGAAACUUCUUCACCAGACACCAGAGCUUCACCACAAAGACUGACAAGAUCAAACCCCAGAGAGAAAUUAGAAAGCAUUCCAUGUCGUUUUCCUUUACGUCUCACAAAAAAGUGCUGCCCGGGACCUCCAGCAUGGGGUCUGAGAAAUCCAAAGACUUUUCUAGAGACCAAAUCAGGAAGGGUUUCAGAAAAGAAAGCCAGCUUGCUGGCAGAAUCAUCCAGGAAAAUGAGUCAGAAAUCCAAAGCCAAACAACUCUGGGCUUCAGCUUGUCUAGAACCUGGGCCCUCUCGGUUGAUAACGUGUUCCAGAUAGUGGAUGUGAGGAAUCCAGGGAGUCCACCAUCGUACGAAGAGGCCAUUCAUUACCAGGCACCUGGACUCACAGCCUACGGUGGCCAGACGGUUGCCAGUAUGAGAGCGAGAAUGCUCAAAUGGAACACAGCUCUGCCUUCUCGCCUUGGAGGUGACCACAGCGAAGGGACACCUGGUGGACACAGAGUGUCACCCAUGACUGAGCACUGGAAACAGAGUCAGACUGUCUGUGUCUCUGUGGAAACUCGGGGGAGCUCUGAGCUGCACCGACUGAGGACCGUGUCUGAAUCCAUGCAGGAGGCCAAGUUGGACUGUCUCAGGCAACAACACAUGGUCUUUGAGGUUGACCAACUCCAGUGUGCUAAAGAAUCCUACAUUUAGGAAAGGAGACCUUGGUGUAUGUGAAUGUAUUUCUGCACAGAGAACUGUCAAUUCUACAAGAAGUCAUGAAUAAGCUCAUUCAGAAUGCUGUGCAGAGCUCUCCUCUGUGAGGAUGGCUUGCACAGCGACACAUCAGACUGUGUGUAUAGCUGGGUUUGUGCAAUAUGGGGUAAAUGUCUAAAAUGUACUAUAGACAAGGUGUUAGAUGAAAGGGGUGUCGUGUACAUAAACCCCCGCAUGCAUGCAUUUAUGUACUCUCUAUAUAUUGCUGGUUUUCGUCCCCA